Molecule: messenger RNA, 8231 nt
Organism: Chironomus riparius
Lineage: Eukaryota; Metazoa; Arthropoda; Insecta; Diptera; Chironomidae
Source: the annotation of a GenBank genome assembly
ACGCGGUCAAGAAGGUGGAAGAAAUAAGCCGCAAAAAUAAAAAUUUUCAUCAUAAUUAUAUUUUCUAAUUAAUUCAAAUUAAAAAUUCAAUCAUGGAGACUGAGAAAGCGAUUCCAUCGCUUGGCAAUCGGAUUUUAUCAAAGGAGGAUCUUGCAAAGCUGCCAGACGAUGUACGCUCAAAGUAUGAGCUAUUCUUUUCUGAAUAUCUAGAAAUGAAGGCACUUUAUGAAACGCAAAAAACAAACUUAGAUGGCUUCCGAACAGAUUAUGAGAAGAAAAUAUCAGAAUUAACAGAAAAGUAUCAAGAUGAGUUUGCAAAGGCUCAAUCUGCACAUACAUGCAUUAAAGAACUGCGCGAACAGCUUGAUGAAGCACGUCAGGAAGUAUCAAAAUUGUCUGACAAUUUAAAGCGUAAUGAAGCAGAAUUAGUAGAAUAUCGUAAAGAUCGACAUGGUGUUGUUGAUGAACGAGAUAGUCUUAUGAAAAUGGUUGAACGACGAAACUUUGAAGUCGAACGACUUGAGGAUGAUAUUAAGUCAUUGAAGCAGCAAUUGCAGUCAGCAAUUAAUAAUAAAUGUGAAGCUCUUUCCAAAUAUGAUGAAAUUCAGCAUAAGGAAUCCACAAUUGAAUUUAAGGAAAAAAGACUAGAACAAGAGCGAGUUUUACUUCAAAGUCAAAUCGAUAUGCUCACAGCUGAUCUCAAUCGUAACAUUCAAGAAUUACAAAAAUGCCGCAAAGAUUCCACUUCUCGUUCGAUGACAAUCGAAACGAAACUUCACGAGAAGACCGAAGAGCUCAACAUUGCCAAUUCACAGAUUAAGCAUUUAUCGGAAACAAAUACAUCACUUAAUGCACGAAUUGAUGAAUUGUCUCAGCAAUUGCUUUCACAUAGUGAUGAGUUUGCCAAAAUGAUGGAAAAAUAUCAAAAGGAAUUGCAGGCUAAGACUAGAUUGGCUGAUUUGUAUAAGGAAAAGAGCGAAGAAGUGUUGAAUGAACAACGUGAUAUUACAAAUGUAGUAAGUGACUUGAGAACGACACUAAAAGAAGCCACAGAUGAAUAUGGUAAUUUAGAGACAAAAUAUAGACAGUUGGAAGUUCAGCAACAACAAGAACUUGAUAAGAAGAACGAAAUCAUCAACAAUCUUGAAGAUGAACUGAAAAAUGCCAAUGAAUUACUCAAGGCAGCCCAACAAGAAAAUAUUGAUAUUGCUGUUGAAAAGUUGUGUCCAGCUGCAGCAACAACAAGCAAAUUGAUUAAAUCUGGAAAGUCUCUAACUGAGAUAUAUUCACUGUAUGUCAACACGACUGAAGAACUUACUCGUGUAAAGAAGGAACAUGAACAGAUGAAGCUAAGAUUCUCAGAAGUAUUACAGGAAAUUCAGGAAAAAGCUCCAAUCAUUCAACGCACACAAAUUGACUUAGAAAAGGCAACAGAAGCAAAUGGUGAGCUUAACAACCAACUUGAGACAUUGAUUCGUGAACGUGUCGAUACAAGACAACAAAUCGAUGAGUCAAUGCUGAAAGUAAAGAGUUUGGAGUCACAAACAAAAGAACUUCUCAGAGAUCGUCAAGAUUUAAGUCGUCAAGUUUGUCACUUACUGCAAAUUAUUGAACAAGCUCGUGGUGGUCAAGGACCUCAACAUGAUGAAUCAAUAACGUCAGACAUGAGUGGAAAUGAAGUGAUCACAAAACGACUUGUUACAUUCGCUGACAUCCAGGAACUUCAACAGAAUAAUGUACAACUGCUUGCAAUUGUUCGUGAUUUAACAGCUAAAGUUGAAGAAAUGGAUGAAAUUAAGAACCAUAUGGAUCAAGCAACUUAUGAAGCUAAAAUUGAGAACUAUACUAGACGUUUACAAGAAAUGCAAGAUAAUAUGGAACUUCAAACUCGUAUGAUGGAGAAAUGUAUUACUCAACGUGAACAUUACAAAAAGUUGUAUAAUGACAUUAACAAGAAAGGUCCAAGCAAGAAUACAAGCAUUAAUGAAAGUUUCAUGGACACUAAUGAUGAUGAAAAUACACCAAGUGUAAGCAACACCAGCCUUAACUCAGCUGGUCUCAAUUCAAGUAUUGUUGUUGAAAAAGAAAAGCGAAUUACUGAUUUAGAGAAGAAAGUCAAGCAAAGUGAGGGUGAAUUGAAGGUGUUGAAGGAAGAAUAUGACCGUUAUCGUAAAGAGAAGCACCAGAAUGAUGAAAUGCUAAAUAAACAAUUCGAUGGUUUACGUACAGAACUCCGUGAAAUUUCCACCGUUAAUUGUAAGUUGAAGGCACAAGUCGAACAUCAUGAUGGACAGCUUAAAGUCCAACAAAAGAAUGUUGCAACAUAUAAGAAGCAGAUUCAGGCUCUUGAGGAUCGUAAUAAGAAUUACGAGUCGACAAUCAUCAAACAUGAGACAGCGAUGACAUAUUUGCGUAAUGAAGCAAUGGAUUGUACAACAAAACUCAGUCGUGCUGAGAUGAUGAUUGAAAAAAUGACACAAGAGAAUCGAAUGCUCAAAGACAGUGAGACACAUCUCAAGGCUGAACGUGAAGUUCUCUACCGUGAGCGUCAAAGUAAUAAUUUGGUAUUGAAUAAUUUGGAGAUGAUAAAGACAACAAUGGAACGUUCUGAGAGUGAAGGUAAAAUGCGUUUAGAAUCAAGAUUAGAUGAGCUCACCCGUGAAUGUUCAGCAUUACGUAGAAGAUUACAAGAAGAACAAGACAGAUUCCGUGAGUUAUCAUCUCACCUUGAACGUUCUGCACAGACAGCAAAGGAGAGAAUGGAAGAAGAGAAAUUACUCGCAUCGAAAUUUCGUGAUGAAUUAACACAAGCACGUGAGGAAAUAGAAAGAAAGUCACAGAAAAUCGAUCAACUUUCUAAGAAAUUGGAAGCUUCAUUGACACCAUCGGAACAUGAUAAUCCUGUUGCACAAGCAAAUAAAUUGAGAAAGGAAGCUGAGAUGAAACUAAAUGAAGUUAUUCUUGAAAAGGAAGCACUUGAUAAGGAGUUAUCGUUCUCUAAGCAACACGCAAAACAAUAUUGUGAUAUGGCUGAAUCUUAUGAGAAACAAUUGCUUGAACUUAAUCAAACAUACUCUGAAUACAAGGCACGUGUCGACGUAGACUUGGCUGAAACCAAGAAGAGUGAGGCACAGUUGAAGCAAAAAGUCAAUGAUUUAGAGACUGAAAUUUCAUUAGACAUUAAUAAUCGUCAACUAAUGGCUGGUGAUUCCAACACUCAAUUACAUAAAGCUCAAGUGGACCUUAAAGAGGCGCUUCUUAAGAUAAGCGAAAAUAAUCGCGAAUUACGAGAAUUGCGUGAGAAGUCAUUAGCUUUAUCAACAUCACUUGACUCAGCUGAGCAGAAAUAUGCUAAUGAGAUGAUUUUGCACUCGAAUGACAUCAAGACAAUGUCACGUAUGAAGGAAGAAAUGUCAUCGAUUCGUGUACAAUUUGAUCAACUUAAAGUUGCACGCGAAGCUGCUGAAGAUAAAUUAGAGAGCGGCAGAAGAUUGUGGACAGAACGUGAAGAGAAUUUAACAAAGGAAAAAGCUGAAUUAGAGCAACGUCUUGAAGAUUUAGAUAAACAAAAUGUUGCACUCCACGACCAAAUUCAAGCAUUAUCGACAAAAUUAUUCCUCAAUGUCUCCCAAUCAAUGGAUGACUCAGCAAUGCAUGUCGAUUCAGCAGACACAUCAAUGAAUCGUUCUGUUGUCACAGACGAUGAAAAGUCAAGUGAGCAAUUGUUGCAAGUUAUCAAAUACUUACGUAAAGAAAAGGACAUAGCCAUUGCUAAAUUUGAUAUUCUCAAGUCUGAAAAUGCUCGAUUGAAAUCAGAAUUGCAAAUGAUUCAAAAGAAAUUGGAUGAGACACAAGCAAAUUACAUCAAUCGUCAAGACGAGCCAUCUGCCAUGAAUAAUGAAAGGCAUCAAGAUUUAUUGAGAAAAGUUGAGACACUCAAUGCUAUCACAGACAGCAAUCGAAUAUUGCGUGAAGAGCGAGAUGCUUUGUCUAUUAAAUUCAAUGCCCUUCAAGAGCGUGUCACAAAAGUCGAGGAUGAGUUAGUUCCCCUACAAGAGAAGAAUCGUGAAUUGGAAGCGAAAAAUGACACUCUUGGUACAGAGAACACUUCAUUGAAAACUGAAGCAACUCGUUGGCGUCAACGUGCCAAUGCAUUAAUUGAAAGAUCCAAUAAAAAUUCACCCGACGAUUGGAAACGAUUGCAAACCGAGCGUGAAAAUCUUGCUAAAAUGUUGCAGCAAGAAAAGGACCAACAUAAAAAGACAUCUGAUGAAAUCGUUCAAGUUAAACAAGAGAAAGUUCGCAUUGAGAAUGAAACUUCAAAUUUACAGAAAUCUCUGGCAACAAAUCAGAAUGAAGUUAAGAGAUUAACUGAUGAGCUCACUCAACUUCGUCAAACGAAUGCUAAAAUGAGUCAAGAACUUCUCGAAACAAGAGUACGUGUCGAUGGUAAGGAGGAUGACAUGAAGAAGCUCAAUGAUGAAAUUAACAAUAAAGAGACCCAAUUGAGUGCAUUGAAGGAGAAGGAAAUUCAAAUCAGAAAGAUUGCUAAGAGAUACAAGGAUCAAUAUUUGGAACUUAAAAAUCAAGUUGAUUCAGGAACAGUUCCAGUUAUUAGAGAAAAUGAAGGUGGUGACACAGCUAUGGUCGAACCAAGUACAAGUCAACAAGAUCAAUUAAUUGAAGAUAAUAAACAAUUGGAAACAAAACUUCAACUUUUACAGAAAGAAAUUGAAUCUAUUCGUAACGAUAAUAGUCAGCUACAGCAAGUUAAUACAGAACUAAGAACGGCUAUUACAAAAGAAGAAUCAUGUAAGACCCUCUUGCUUCAGGCGAAGAACAAAAUCGCUCAAUUAAAUGAGAAGAAGGAACAGCUUGCACGAGAAUUGGCUACAAAAACAACACAACAUGAGCAGCGUAAUGAUGAACAUGAGCAAGUUAUACGAAAUUUAAAGGCACAAUACGAGUCACGAAUUCAACGUUUUGAAAAAGAGAUUAGUGACGCAACAAAUGAGAAAAACGAGAUGCUUCAAAGGCUUAAUCAAUAUCGUCAAAUUGGUCCUAAUCAAACAUCCAAGCCUGCAUCAAGCACAAUGGAAAAAAUUACCACUGAUGCUUCUUCAAGAACUGCUAAUGUAAAACCUAUGGCCGGUCCGAGUCAACAAUCAGCCACCGUACAGCCAUGGCGAGGAAAUAACUCAGGAGACACUCCAUUGGCUUCGAUUCGUCCAAUUUCAGUUCAAAACGCACGAACAGCUGCAGUAAUGCCAACGACAAAUACACAAGGAUCUUCACAGAGUACCACUACGUCCUCGUCAAAUGCUGGAACAUCUUCAAGUGUAACAGCUUUAGUUCCACCACAACAAGUUCAUACAACUGGUUCCCAACCAGGUGAGGCUAUGUCAAGCUCACCAACAAGCUCUCAUACUGAUUACAUGCCAGCUACUAGUUCAGCAACAGUAGUUGUAGCUACUAUUCCUCCAAUGGGCUCAAAUGCAGCUGAAAGCUCAUCACAAAGUCAAGAAGUUGAUCAAAAUAUUGGAGGUGAAAGUUCAAUUCAGAUUGUCACUGGUGGUCAGCAAAUAACACAAGCUGUUGCUUUAGUAUCACCACGUGUUGAAAAUCAACAAGCACAAAAUUCACAAAAUUUUGACAAUCAAACACCUAGUACAUCAGGAACAACGUCAUCAUCAACGGCUCCUAUUAUUGCCAUCAGCACGCAUCAGCAAGCAUCAAGCAGUAAUGCAGUAACAACAACUCAAGCAGGCUCUCAUAAACGCCAACGUGAUGAAGAAGGAGAUAGUUCAACAUCACAUGAUGAAAAUCUUAAUAAACCAGUUCCACAGAAACGAACAAGAGUUCAGGAAGGUACUUUCCAAGGUGUUUCGGAAUCAGGUUUAGAAGUUGAAUAUCAAGUACCAACAUCAUCACAGCGUGAUCAAGAAGACGAUCCAUGUAUUGUAUUAUCUUCAGAAGAAGAUGACGACGAUGAAGCAAUGCCUGAUGAAGGAAAUGCUGAAGCCUUUGAGAAUGAUGGAAUUGAGACUGGUUAUAAUUAUGAAAUGGAACCUCAGGAAAUGGAAGAGGGACCCGAUAUUGAUGAUAUUCAAUCUAGCGCUAAUAAUGAAGUUGAAGUUGAAGAUUUAUCAGAAGUUCCAAGCUCAGCUGCACCAGCUCAAAGCUCUCAACCAAUAGAAUCAUCAGCAAGUCGUCAAGGUGAAAAUCAACAACAAAUACAAAGCAUUACUAGUGGAUCGGGAAACGGUAAUGGCAACGAAGCUGGACCAACAACAUCAACAAGUGGAACUAGCUCCUCUUCGUUAAGCCCUGCCGCAAUUUCACAAUGGCGUCAAUCUCCAAAUGCCUCAACAUCGAGACAACAAGCACAGCAUUUAAUGUUAAUGGGUCAAUCUUUCCAAGAUGAUGCCGGUGAUGAUAGAAUUGUUCCAAGUACACCAACUCUAUACUCACGAUCUAGAGGAGAUGGAUUCUCAGAAGUCGUUUCAUCUCCACAUCCCGCUCAAGUUCCUCAUGCUGCUGCACGAUUCACAUUUGGCGAAUCUUCAUCAUCCUCUACUACACAGAGUCGACCAUUAGGUGAGGGUAUGGAUGACACAAGAAUAGAUUUAUCUGAAGAACACAGUCAAGUAGCUGGACGAAGUGUGCCAAACAUUCCUCAGCAACAACAACCUUCGCCUGGUGACAAUUUAAUUAAUGACUCAACAUCGGCCAGUACAAGUUCAACAUCAUCAAGUAUGUCGACUGUGAUUCAACAAGAUAUUCUUGAACAACCGGUUCCAGGAUCUAGUAAUCAAGAAGAAAGUCAAGUUCCUGAAAUUAGCAUAACAACUGAUGAAGAAUAUGAAGGUGCAUCCACAUCAGAAGGUCAAGAUGAACAAGAAAAGGCAGAGCAACAAGACGAAGGAGAUGGAGUGAGUUCAGAAGGUGAAAAGUCAUCAGUAACUGGAGUAGCUGAGGAUGAAACAAGCGAAGCAGAUGUUCUCGAACAGCCACAAAACUUACGAACAACAAGAUCAGCAUUAAAUCGUGGUGCAAAUUCAAGUCCACCGAGGGGAGGCAGAGUAGGACGUGGAUCGCCUCGUGGUAGAGCACCAAUAACAUGGAAUCAAGAUGGAACACAAAUGAUGCCACAACAGCUUGGUGUUUCUCCAAAUCGUACUCAAUCAUUCCCGAACCCACGAGGAGGAGGUCGAGCACGUCGAGGUGGUAGAGGUCGCGCAUCUAGUAGUUCUCCGUAUAAUAAUAUGAGAUAUUAAAAUAAUAUAUGCAGGAAUUUACUGUGUAUUAUGUGAAGCAUAGAGAGGAAGGAAAGGAUAUGAAACGGAUAAAAUUUAUUUCAUUACAUAUAAAAAAUGCUUAUUAAGAACUCCUUUUUAAAAAAUCAUAAAUUCUAACUAUGUAUAUGUAAUGAUAAUUAGUUUUUUAAGAUUUAUGAUGAACAUGCAUUAGACAUCCAUCAUAUAACAUUUAUAUAGUAAUUUAAUAUUUAAGUCGUUAUUUCUUCUUUCUUUUUCUGUUCUUUGUCUUUCUUUUUCUAAGUGAGAAAAAAAAAUAUUUCAAUAUUAUUACAUUUUAACAUUAAUAUUAUUAUUAUUAUUAUUGACUAUUAAUGUCAAAUUUGAAGAAAAAAACAGUAAUUUCCUUUAGAGAAAUUCCAUUAUUAUUAUUUUUCAUUUUUGUGAUUCUCAGAAAUGUCAAAAGCAUUGAAAUAAAAUGAAAAGUUUCUUUCUAAAUGGAUUCUUAAAUAUAAUUCUCGAUAGUUUGUGUUUUUAUUGUUGACUAAUCUUGGGUCUUGCUAUUUUCAAGCUUUAAUCCACAGAAAUUUAGAUCAAAUUUUGAUAUUCUUUGUAUUAACAAGUUCAUUUCUAGAUCUUUGAUGGUUAGGGAGAUUAAUUUCUACAAGGAUCACGAUUGUGCUUUUACGGUUAAAGGAGUAAGUCUACAUGCUUCCACUAAAAGCUCAAUCUUACAAAUUAUCCUUCUAAUUUACAGAACAAAUAGUCAAAAUCAUUAUUCCAAUAGAUUUUUAGAAUCCCAUCUGAACAUUUGUGUUAAUUCUUUAAUAAAUCAUCAGACUUUGUGGAAACCGAGUGCGUACAGUUUAAAACCAAUCCAUCCUAUGCUCCAAAAGCACAUUGACUAACAAUUAAAUUUACACAUAAUGUGAGUUCCUCGUAGACUUUGUUCACAAAAGAAAUCUAAUUACGAAU